UUUCGUUUCGUUUGUGACGUUCGACGUGACAUGAAGGAUAUUAAUUUACGUAUAGAAAAAUAAAAAAAUAGUAUUUAAUUUGUAGUGGUUUUUAAUCUUUCACAAGUAACAAUUGGAUUCUUAGAAUUAUUUAUCUCUAUUUCAUACAAAUGUGAGUGAUCUCAACACUGAAUACGUGUUAUAUAUAUAUUUCAUUAGAUGUCUGGGGCUCACAAAAAUCGUUAUAAGAAUGCAGGCCUAAGUGCUGAUGAGUUGCGGCGACGCCGUGAGGAAGAGGGUGUCCAGCUCCGGAAACAAAAACGGGAGCAGCAAUUAUUUAAACGCAGAAAUGUUAAUCUUCCAUCUUCAAAUGUCCCAGAUGUAUUACUACAAGAUGAUGUGGGCUUAUCUCCAUCUGAGGAUAUUACUCCAGCAAUGGUUGCAGCUCUCUAUGGUGACAAUCCCCAAGAACAGGUCAUGGCUACCCAAAAGUUCCGUAAAUUACUGAGCCGUGAACCCAAUCCUCCUAUCGAAGAAGUAAUAAGAACUGGAAUUGUUCCCAAAUUUGUAGAAUUUCUUACAAAUAAUGCUAAUCCAACACUACAGUUCGAAGCCGCAUGGGCGUUGACGAACAUAGCAUCGGGUUCAUCAGAGCAGACUCAGGUGGUAGUGGAGUGUGGGGCAGUGCAAGUGUUGGUGUCGCUGGUGGGCAGCACGUGCAGCGACGAGGUGCGGGAGCAGGCCGUGUGGGCGCUCGGCAACGUGGCCGGGGACUCCCCGCGCUGCCGCGACACCGUGCUGGCGGCCGGCGUGCUGCCGCCGCUCAUACAGAUAUUGAAUAAAUACACUAGGUUAUCUAUGACAAGGAAUGCUGUUUGGACACUGUCAAACUUGUGUCGAGGCAAAACCCCACCCACGAAUUUCGAAGCAGUCGCUCCAGGUAUCCCGGUGCUAGCGCGGCUGCUGCACCACACUGACGCGGACGUGCUAUCAGACGCGUGCUGGGCGCUGUCCUACCUCUCCGACGGGCCUGAUGAGAAGAUACAAGCUGUUCUCGACACAGGCGUCUGUCGGAGGCUGGUGGAGUUGCUCAUGCACAACAAAUCAACCGUAGUAUCGGCGGCUCUGCGCGCAGUUGGCAACAUAGUGACCGGAAAUGAUGCGCAAACGCAAGCUGUGCUGAACUGCAACCCGCUGCCCAACCUCCACCACCUCUUGCGCUCCAACACAGAGGCACUGAGGAAGGAAGCCUGCUGGAUGCUCUCGAACAUCACAGCUGGGAAUGCUGUACAAAUACAGGCGGUAAUAGAUGCGAAUAUAUUCCCGAUUUUAAUCGAAAUUUUAAGACAAGCCGAAUUUAAAACGCGAAAGGAGGCCGCGUGGGCGAUCACCAACGCUACAAGCGGCGGGACCCAGGCACAAAUAAGAUAUUUAGUAGAACAAGGCUGCAUACCACCCCUCUGUGAUUUAUUAACUCUGACUGACCCAAAAACGGUGCAAGUCGCUCUAAAUGGACUGGACAAUAUAUUAAAGGCCGGAGUACAGGCGGAACAAAACGUUAAUCCAUAUGCAGCACUUAUUGAGGAAUGUUUCGGCCUGGACAAGAUCGAGUUCCUGCAAUCGCACGAGAAUCUAGACAUCUACAAGAAGUCGUUCGAGAUGAUAGAGAACUACUUCGGGUCGGAGGAGGAGGACGGGCGGCUGGCGCCCGCCGUGUCCUCCACCACCGACAGCUUCCAGUUCAGCGACCAGCUGCCCAGCGGCGGCUUCCAGUUCUAAUCUAACUCACAGAUGCCUGCCUGGUAACAAUUGCCUUCGAGACGACUAGUUCACUGAACAAACGCUUACACUGGAGUGUAUUAUAAAUAUUUUGCACACAUUAUGUAUAGAUAUUUUAUUUAUUUAUAAAUAUGAAAUUAUUAACAAAAUUUGUCUGCCCUGUGUUUCGCUAUUGUAUAGUUAACAGCAUAUCUAGUUUACCUAUUACGUAGUAAAGUGUAUGUGGGAACAGAAUUAAUACAAUAACCACGAUAGAUUCGACGCACGUAGUUGUAGGAUUUACGAAAAUGCAGUAUAAAAUGUAAAUAUCAGUUUGGUUAUGUAACGAGGAUAUCACAAUUUCCGUCAAUCAUAUAUUUAAUUGAAUUAAAAAAGCGAAGUUUUACGGUUUAGUCACGACUAGAGUUGUGCCGGGAUGCUAACGUUAGCUAAUUCGCCGCUAGGGGCGCUGAUGUUGUAAAAGGUCCGUUUUCAAUCGAAUUUUGAUGUUUGUGUAGUGCUCAUCUUGCUUUCUUUUAUACACUCGACUUACUUUUUGACAAUUUCCGCUCUUGGAGCGCCAGACUUUUUCCUAUAUAUCUCUUGAAAAAAAUGUAGUACGGCACAUCUCUAGCAUGACCUUGAACGGUGAAUGAGGGCAACGAACGGGAAUCUUUGAGAAUUAAACCAACCGGAGAGGCCACUUACUUACAGACGUUAUUCCAUGACAGACGUUUUCACAUAGAAAUUUCCGCUCACAAUCUAUCCAGUUGGUUUAAUUUAAAGUUCUACUUUCUCCUGCAUGUUUUUUCUAGGUAUAUGUUUCUUAUUGUAGCGUAAGCGGAUUUGAUAUACGUGUGUAUAAGAAAUGAUAAUAUAUUUUAUUUCCUAGCGUGACUACCAUUGCUUCCCGCCUAUCGCCCCGCGCUAUGUUUCCACUCACCGCUCAAAUCCAAACCGUUACGCGUCAUAGCAUCAAAUAAAAUGAACUGUAUAUAAAAUAUUUAGCAUAUAAUAAUUAUAUACUACUUAUCCACAUGUAUUGUGUACGUACGUGCAAUAAAUGUAAUACGGAAUCAACACAUUCUGCGAAGGGAAAUUACAUUGACUGUCAUUGAGCAUUGCUUUCAAUGCAAUUUUUCUUAGAAAUUGUAGUUUGGAAAAUCCCACGUAAAAUAUUACGGGAUUUUCCAUGUGCCAGUCUUUGUUAUUGUAUUAGUUACUCGUAUGUGUUAUGCUAAAAGUUAACAUGUUUACCUACUUAUUUCACAUUACACGAUUGGUACAGACAAAAUUGGCAUUUUGAUUAUACUGUUGUACUUAUAUUUAUAUACUCGCUUUCUAAUUUAUUUGUUUUUUUUUUGUCUUGGAAAAUUAUUUUAUGAUCUGCAUUGGGAUGGUCACAUCUAAAAUUGAACGCUCUUAUUUAAUGACCGUAUAAUUAUUAAAAAUUGUAAAUACAUAUUAUUUGUUUCUAUGGCAUUGUCGGUUUUAAUUUAGACGAAAUCCUAACUAACGGUAAGAGUUUUAAAUUAUAUUUAUUUAUAUUUUUGAUUUGUGCCAGUCAUAUGUUUAUAAGUACUAAUUUUAAAAAAGGCUUGGUAAAUAUCUUACUACAUAUUUUUAGAGACUUAUUGACAUUGCCUGUUCGGUGUUUAUAUCGCAAGCGAUAUUGUGCCUUACGGUUUAUGUUCACAGUGACAAAUUUAGUAUGAAAUGCUUUAGCACCUCGACAAAUUGAAUACGAUUUAUUUGUAGAAGAUGUGGCAAAUAAAUUAACAUGUUUCGCUCUAUUAAGAGGUUGCUCUCUGCUCACUAGCCUUUCCAUCACUUUUUAUCAAUUUCUUUUAAUUUACCACGAGAAUUAAAAAAAUACCAUCGGAGAUUAGGCUAGACUAUAUACCUAAAGAGAUAGUAUAAACUAUAAAUAGGUACUAUUAUUGUUUUUCAUUGUACAAAUAGUCACAAUUUACAACAAGGAUAUUGGUGUCCAAUGAAAAACUAUAAGUAAUACUUAUUAAUAAAAUCAUUUAUUUAGUGAAGCAUAAUCAUAAUCACCUGUGAUAUGCUUUUAGUUUUCGCUAUUAGUUAAAAUAAAAUGUUAAAAUUGUAAUGGUGGCGCUAGUGUGCGGUUUGACUCACCUCUUCAUAUACCGUUGAAUAAAAAAUGGGCGUCUAUAGUUCUAAGAUAGUCAAAUAUACACAAAAAUGAAAAAUCAUUUAAAAAAAACCUAAGUUUAAUCAAUAUUUUUUUAUAACAAGUAAUAUAUAUCAGAAAAUCAAAUACAACGCUUAUAAUGUAAUGAUAGGUCUCCUUUGAUUUUUAUCACGUUAAAAUAGUACCGUGCUUUUAUUUGCUGCGAAUUAACAGAUCAACAAUCAACAAAAGCAUUUUUUGCAUAAACAUCUACGACAGAGAUGUUCACAUCUCAAUAAGCCUUAAUCAGGGGAAAUUUGUACAUUUGCUUCCUUUCAGCACCCCCAAGUCUACGAAUUACGAGAUUAUAUUAAAUUAUAUUAUCUACGUAUUUUUAAAAGUAAAUAAAUUAAUGUAUUUUUGUAA
Molecule: messenger RNA, 4300 nt
Organism: Plodia interpunctella (Indianmeal moth)
Lineage: Eukaryota; Metazoa; Arthropoda; Insecta; Lepidoptera; Pyralidae
Gene: Kap-alpha1
Product: importin subunit alpha-7-like
Exons: 11
Coding region: 199-1758 (519 amino acids)
Biological process (GO): NLS-bearing protein import into nucleus
Cellular component (GO): nucleoplasm; nucleus; cytoplasm
Molecular function (GO): nuclear import signal receptor activity; protein binding
Source: RefSeq, a predicted model, not a curated record